AGAAAAGAAACCUUUCUUUUCUGUAAUACACAUAUUUAGAUCUAGGGUUAUGGGCUAGCAUCCGGUGGAGGUGCUAAACGUGCUCGUGUGUGGAGAACUAUAUUGGUUUCCAUGUGCUUCCUCAGAAUCCUCGUUAAAUUUGUAAGGUACAAUUCUAAACCCUCUAUGUUGUGUUUAGACAUUUACUAAAUGCAUCAUUGGAUCCGAAUUGGGUUUUGAUUAGAAAAGUUUUAUGAUUUAAUUUGUAACAAAAAAUUUAAUUUCCGUUGCUUUUAUCGGUUACAAAAUCUUUUAAAACCUAACAUAUACCUUUAAUAGAAAGUACUGCUUGUAAUGCACAAAGUACAAAUAGAGGACAAGUUAAAUUUUACAGGAGAUGCUCAUUUUCAACCACCAGUUUUAUUUAGAAUCUAGUUUGAAAUGGUAAAAACUCAAAUCAAAGGUGGUGUUUUAUACCGACCAGCUUCCUCCUAUUUCUUCUCUUUCUCAUCGAUCAUCUGAUCCUCUCUCUCUCUUUCAUUCUUUUAUCUAUAUCUAUUUCGCCCCCUCCCUUGACCCCCAUGUCUUCUGGUUCAAUUCGUCUGGUUGAUUCUCUGUAGAGUUGUUUACAACAUAUUACGGGGUCAGCUGACCCCAUUCAUAUCCGGAGCAUACUGAUCCUUUGAAGAUGGGUACUAAGGUGAAGGGCUUUUUCAAAGGCCUGAAAAACAUCUCAAAUAUUUUCGAUGAAGAAAAAGAAGAACAAGAAAUACAGAUCGGUAUGCCCACGGACGUGAAGCAUGUUGCUCAUAUCGGUGGUGAUGGGCCAGCCGUUGAAUCUCCCAGCUGGAUGAAGGAGUUUGAUAGCGGACAUAAUCAGUCAGGACCAUUGGACGGGAGCUCACUAGACAGCCCCGAUACGAGAAAAGGUACAAGAAACCAUAGGGCUUCUCGAAGCGAAGAGUUAAACAGGGAACUUCCUGAUAUGCCAAAACCAUCUAAGCACCGUCACCGCUCAAUGGACGACUCUUUGGAUCCUGAUUCCCAAAUGAAAGACUCAUCAACCAAACCAAAGCGCACCAGGAGACAUCGCUUACGCCGACGGUCCCAGGAGAAAGGGGACGAGUCACCAGACACAAACUUGCCCGAUAUCCCCAAGAAGAAGACUCGACGAAAGAAAUCGAACGAAGACGGUGGCUCAACGAGAUCCAAGGAUAGCGAACCUUCCAACAAUGAACCGAAUCUUGACUGAAACAACCAAAACUCGGAUUAUUUUUCGACAACAAAACUCAACAAUUUGGUCAGGCAAAAAAGAGAGGGAAAAUGACCAAAAUGAAUUGGUGAAAUUUGGGGUGGAAAAUUAUGUGUCAUUCUCAAUUACCUUUCUUUUCCCAUCUAAAUAUGCACUUCCACUUUAUGUGUGUUCAUAUAAGAUUGAUUUCUUGGAUACUCAUUUCUUGUGUUCUUCAUGUAUUUUGGGGUCAAAUUUUGAUUGUUGUAACAUGAA
Cynara cardunculus var. scolymus (artichoke) is the source of this 1486-nucleotide messenger RNA. Its product is annotated as CRIB domain-containing protein RIC6-like. NCBI's taxonomy places the organism in Eukaryota, Viridiplantae, Streptophyta, Magnoliopsida, Asterales, Asteraceae. The record is from RefSeq and is a predicted model, not a curated record. Bases 668 to 1231 code for a protein of 187 amino acids. The transcript has 4 exons.